AUGGUCUCCUUCUCGUGCGAGUCCUGCGGCGAUAUUCUAACAAAGAAGAAACUCGACCCUCAUCGAAAUCGUUGCCACGGCGCCACAUUCACCUGCAUUGACUGCAUGGUACACUUCUUCGGAACCGACUACCGUUCUCACACAAGCUGCAUGACCGAAGAGCAAAAAUACCAGGGCGCCCUCUACAAGGAUAAGAACAAGAAACCGAAGACUCAGAACGGCGCCAACCAACAACGAAACAACGACAACAACAUGAUGGCCCAGCACGCCUAUGUCGAGGAUGCUGAAGAGUCGUGGGCCAACUACCAAGAUUUUGGCCAGACAGAUGAUGAGAAAUCUCCAGCAGAGCUUCUCCCCGAAGCGCCCACACCGCCAGCUGCCAUCAGCGACGACAAAGUCGAUGUAUUCGAGUUCCUCGUCGCCUCCCAGACGCCAAAUGCCUCCAACCUGGAACUACCCCAAGAGCCGAAGGUACUGAUGCCCACCGAGAGCACCUCCCUGGUUCGCUACGAAGGGAAGCCUGAUGACCUCCUUGACCCAACAUCCUUCAUGGAUGAUGAUGAAGGUCUACCGCAGUACGGCGAUAGCUCCUUCGAGACACCUGCUCCCUCCAGAAGCGAGCGAAAGAAGCACAAGGAUGGCGUCAAGGGCGAUAAGAAGAGAAAGCGAUUGCACGUCGACAUUCCAUCAGACCAAGACAUGACCGAUGCUCCCCCCGUUCUCCACCAUUCUGGCCUCACCGGUGGGCUCAAGGGGAUGAUGAAAGCGCACCUUCCCCCACCGCCAGACUACUCUGGCGACGACGGGUCGGAACCGUUGCCGACCAGCCCUCUCAAAAAGACCAAGCACUCGAAGAAUCACAAGCACGGCCAGGUCAGCAACAGCCUAUUUGGCAUGCUCUCUGCUGCCACCAAGUCCAGUUCCAAGUCCAGUUCUUCCAAAACCAAGACGAAGAAGCGCAAGACCUCAUCCUCCUCCUCCAAGAAGCACUCGUCUUCUAAACACUCCAAAGAGAAGAGCCCCAAAAGCCCCAAACUAAUUGGGUACCAGCCCAAAGGCGAGAAGGGUGAAGAUUCCAAUCAAAUGGUUGUGUUCAGGCCUCGUGCCGACCUGUUCUUCGAUUUCGUCGACAAGGGCCCGGAGAGCGAGCGUGGUUGCAGCAUGAACAAGGCUCUCAAGCGAUUCCACCGGGAACGCAAGGCCGCCGGCACCGAUAUGACCAAGCACAUGGAGGAAAAAGAACUAUGGCGCUCCAUUCGACUGCGACGUAAUGAGCAAGGCGAAAUUGUCUUGUUUUCAAUUGAGUCUUAA
Clonostachys rhizophaga is the source of this 1311-nucleotide messenger RNA. The record is from the annotation of a GenBank genome assembly. Lineage: Eukaryota; Fungi; Ascomycota; Sordariomycetes; Hypocreales; Bionectriaceae.